UACCGACGAAUGAAUGCUAACACAUCUGACGCUAAGAGUCGAGACGUUCGAUUUGUUGCUUCAAUGUUAGUUUAUUAGCAAAAGCCAAGCUGCUCUUAAGUUAACGAUACUGUUGGGUCUAUAAGUGUGCUACUGAUUUUUAGAAAACGGGAUUAACUAAGACAAAUUUCGAGAUAAUGCCGCAACAAGAACAGGAUACACAGCGAACCUUUCUGGGGUUUGACUUGAGCACACAAAAGCUUAAGGCCAUCCUUUUGAAUUCUGAACUGAACGUUGUUGCCACAGCUGAGGUAAAAUUCGAUAGUGACUUACCGGAGUUUCGAACCACAGGUGGUGCCAACCCAGGUCCCAAUAAAUUCGAAUACUUUGUUCAGCCGGUGAUGUGGGUUAAGGCAAUGGACAUUGUAUUGGAUCGUUUAGUGAUGCAGGAGGUAGAUUUAAGUACAGUUGUCGCUAUUAGUGGAUCUGCUCAGCAGCAUGGCUCUCUUUACUGGUCAAAACACGGAAUUGCUGCUCUACAAAAUUUAGAUGCCGAUAAAUUCUUGCAUGCGCAAAUUGACGAUUCAGCGUUUGUAGUAAACCGAACGCCCAUAUGGAUGGAUGCAUCUACACUAAAGCAAUGCUUUGAAAUGGAGACGGCGAUAGGAGGACAUACUGAAAUGGUUCAGAAGACUGGGUCCAAAUGCUAUGCGCGCUUCACGGGACCUCAAAUUCGCAAAAUUUACCAGCAACGCACCCAUGCAUAUGAAGAUGCAAGGCGUAUUUCGUUAGUCAGCAGCUUUCUGGCCUCGUUGUUUCUAGGAAAAGUGGCGGCUAUUGAUUUCGCCGAUGGCUCCGGCAUGAACUUGUUGGAUAUUCGUAGCAAAACGUGGUCAAAAACCUGUCUGAAUGCUUGUGCGCCAGAUCUGGAGGAUCGCUUGGGUGAACCAGUCAGUGGAUUUUCUAUUCUGGGUAAUGUGAGCGAUUACUUUGUGCAGCGCUUUUGCUUUCCGUCCACAUGCAAAGUUGUUGCGUGUACGGGCGAUAAUCCAUCUGCUCUGGCCGGAAUGCUUGUCGACAAAAACUGGCUGAGUAUCUCACUGGGCACUAGCGAUACGCUCAUGAUGACCUUAGAUGAACCCCCUAAUUUAGAAGAAGGACAUGUACUAUGUCAUCCAACUGAAAAUCAUGAAUAUAUGGGGCUUUUGUGUUUCAGAAAUGGCUCACUCGUUCGUGAAGCUGUAAGUAGAUCAGAGGCUGAUAACAAUUGGGAAAGGUUCAAUGAAUUGCUAGAUUCGACGCCACGAGGCAAUUUCGGCAAUAUGGCAUUACACUUUAAUGAAAUGGAAAUCAUUCCAAAGGCUAAGGGAACGCUGCGCUGGAACAAAGAUAUGCACAGCAGUUCGAACGAUGCUGCAAAAGGUGUGCUCAAAUUCAGCUCGCCUCAAAUUGAAAUUCGUGCAUUAGUCGAGGGACAAAUGUUGCAUCAUCGUGCUAUUGCAGAGGAGAUGGGUUUCCAUUUUGGCAGCCAGACUAAAAUUCUUGUUACUGGUGGUGCAUCGAUCAACAAAUCCAUACUGCAAGUAAUUGCUGAUGUUUUCAAUGCCCCCGUGUACAAACAAAAUGAAAGUGAGGCAGCCCUUUUAGGUGCCGCAUAUCGGGCAGCCUAUGCGUUCCAUCUAGACACGAAUAAUACGACGGAACCUAAAAAGGGCUACCGCGACUACAUCCUGGACCAGACUCCAAACCCUGUAAUGCUUGUUUGCGAGCCAAAUAAGGAUAGUGAGACUAUCUAUACGCCUAUGCUGCAGCGGUAUAGAGACAUGGCACAAAUCCUAGAGAGUCAAUUAACUCAGUAAGCCAAUGUACAACCUCGCGCCCCACGAUUUGGACAUCUGUCAAGUUUCUCAACUCCACAUUCCAGUCUUCAUUUUUUUAUAAACGUAUAUAAGACUAAAGUGCAAUUAACAAACAUUUUUCUGUGAUUAACCAUUUUUUAUACUG
Drosophila hydei is the source of this 1983-nucleotide messenger RNA. Its product is annotated as xylulose kinase. NCBI's taxonomy places the organism in Eukaryota, Metazoa, Arthropoda, Insecta, Diptera, Drosophilidae. Gene Ontology annotation, cellular component: cytosol. Gene Ontology annotation, molecular function: D-xylulokinase activity. The transcript has 6 exons. The coding region runs from base 177 to 1838 and encodes 553 amino acids. Gene Ontology annotation, biological process: D-xylose metabolic process; xylulose metabolic process. The record is from RefSeq and is a predicted model, not a curated record.